Pogoniulus pusillus (Red-fronted tinkerbird) is the source of this 3493-nucleotide messenger RNA. RefSeq names its product terminal nucleotidyltransferase 4B (gene TENT4B). The coding region runs from base 170 to 2212 and encodes 680 amino acids. Lineage: Eukaryota; Metazoa; Chordata; Aves; Piciformes; Lybiidae. The record is from RefSeq and is a predicted model, not a curated record. The transcript is spliced from 12 exons. Gene Ontology annotation, cellular component: TRAMP complex; nucleolus. Gene Ontology annotation, biological process: RNA 3'-end processing. Gene Ontology annotation, molecular function: mRNA binding; poly(A) RNA polymerase activity.
CGCUCGCCAGGAGGGGCGGGGGCUGUGGAGCGACGGCAGCGAGCAGGCAGGCGCGGAGCUGCCCUUCCAUAGGAGCCGCCAUUAGCGCUGGGACCCGGUGACAGGGUCUCGGCGUCGGCGGCCGGCGCGGCGCGGGGAGCGGAGGCAGCCGGGGUUGGGUCCCCGUUUGAUGGAUCCCCGGAUCGCCUGGUUCCAGCCAGAGCAGCUCGGCCCCUCGAACCGCCUGUGGAUGCAGAUCUGGGAGACCACGCAGGGGGUCCGCAACCUCUACUUCCAGCAGCAGCAGCAACAAGAGCAGCAGCAGCAGAGCGCCCCCGCCGGGGCCGGCCCGGCCUCCCCGCCCGGCAUGUACCGCGCCCCCCGCGCCGACCCCCAGCCCGACUUCCUGCCGCUUGAGAGCGCCAACAACCAGCACAACCGCAGCCACCACCAGGCCUCGCCGCCCCCGGGGGCCGCCGCCUGGGCCCGGCCCGCACGGGGAGGGGGGCCGCCCGCCGCCGCCGCGGCGGCCGCCAGCAACAAGAGGAAGCGCGACAACAAGGCCAGCACCUUUGGGCUCAACUACAGCCUCCUGCUGGGGCCCCCCGGGCAGGGCCGGGCCCCCGCCCUGGGGGACGAGCCAGCCGCCCGGGCCCAGAGUGGCCUGGUAGAGCCGCUCUACACCGGCACCCCCUGGAAGAAGAGGAACUACAGCCAAGGAGUCGUGGGCCUUCAUGAAGAAAUCAUUGACUUCUACAAGUAUAUGUCUCCCAGACCUGAAGAAGAGAGAAUGCGGAUGGAAGUGGUGAACAGGAUAGAAAAUGUUAUAAAAGAGCUCUGGCCUAAUGCAGAUGUGCAGAUCUUUGGAAGUUUUAAAACCGGUUUAUAUUUGCCUACAAGUGAUAUUGAUUUAGUUGUAUUUGGAAAAUGGGAGACGUUACCUCUUUGGACCCUGGAAGAAGCUCUUAGAAAGCACAAUGUAGCAGAUGAAAACUCAGUAAAGGUUUUAGAUAAAGCAACUGUACCUAUUAUUAAACUGACAGAUUCCUUCACUGAAGUAAAAGUUGAUAUAAGCUUUAAUGUACAGAAUGGGGUUAAAGCAGCCCAGCUCAUCAAAGAUUUUAUCAAGAAAUAUCCUGUAUUACCUUAUCUAGUUUUAGUAUUGAAACAGUUCCUGUUGCAGAGGGACCUUAAUGAAGUCUUUACAGGUGGAAUCGGUUCAUACAGUCUGUUUUUAAUGGCUGUCAGUUUCCUUCAGCUGCAUCCCAGGGAAGAUGCCUGUGUGCCCAAUGCCAACUAUGGUGUUCUUUUAAUAGAGUUUUUUGAAUUAUAUGGACGUCACUUCAAUUAUCUGAAGACUGGAAUCCGAAUAAAGGAUGGUGGCUCUUACGUUGCCAAGGAUGAAGUGCAAAAAAGCAUGCUGGAUGGCUACAGACCAUCAAUGCUGUACAUUGAAGAUCCAUUACAGCCAGGUAAUGACGUUGGGAGGAGUUCCUAUGGUGCCAUGCAAGUGAAACAGGCUUUUGAUUAUGCCUAUGUUGUUUUGAGCCAUGCGGUUUCCCCAAUAGCUAAAUAUUACCCUAACAACGAAACAGAAAGUAUAUUGGGUAGAAUCAUUAGAGUAACUCAAGAAGUGGCCACGUACAGAGACUGGAUAUCAAAGCAAUGGGGAAUGCAGAGUAGGACAGAGUCUUCGUGUAAUGGUAAUGGAGUAACCUUGAUAGUAGAUACUCAGCAGCUUGACAAAUGCAACAAUAAUCUUGCUGAAGAGAAUGAAGCACUGGGAAAACCUAGAAAUAAAACUUCAGAAACACUUAGUAAACAUUCUUCAAAUUCUUCAUCGGGUCCUUUAUCAUCAUCAUCGUCUACACUGUCCAGCUCUAGUGAUGUAGAUUCUGAUGGAACGCCUUGCAAAACCUCUAAGCAAUUGAGCUGUCGUCAGUCCACCACAAACAGAGUGGGGUCACAAGAAGUGUCACUGGAAUCCUCUCAGUCAAGUGGGAAAACACAAAGUAGCCAAACAGUUAAUACAUCCAGCAACAUGAACAAAUCUCAGCAUGGAUCUGCACGGUUAUUUCGCUCUUCUAAUAAAGGCUUCCAAGGUCCAACAAAUUCAAGCCACGGUACCUCAGUUACAAACAAACAACAUCAAGGCAGCAAAUCACACCAGUUUUAUCACGGCAAAAAGAGGAAACACAAGAGGGAUGCCACCCUUUCGGACCUUUGUAGAUAGUUGCCUAUUUUAUGACUGUUCUUCUCUGUGCAAUGAUCUCAUGCUACAGGAUAGUUUGAUAGUGACUCCUUGGAUCUCUUCCGGAGCUUCAGACUGUUCAGACAUUGAUUAGCAACUGCAUUUUUUUUUUCCCAGCUCGCCACGGAAUGGAUCAUGAAGAUUGAUCACUGCAAAAAUAAAACAAAACAAAAAAAAUUAAAAAGGAAGGAAAAAAAAAAAAGUAAAAAAAUUUUAAAAAGAAAAAACUUUUUUUUAAAAAAAAGAGGAAAAAGGCUACUCAUUUGAUAAGUCAUAUGCUACAACAGGGUCAUUUAGGAUAUAAAAGCUUGAAUGUAAAAUACAUGUAUUUCCCAUCAGCUCAUGCUGACCUGUAGAGGUAGUACUCAGUGUGUCUAAGGGGUGGUAACAAACAAAUAAAACACAAAAAAAUAAAAAAGGAAAAAAAAAGGCAAAAAAAUUGUAUUUUGAGGGAAACCCAGCCUUUAAAGGUGAAACUAAUUUGUGCAUGAUUUUUUUUUAAUUAUUUUUGCAUAUACUUACCAUUUUAUUGUGUAUAUAUAGAUGACCAUAUAGGAAAACUGACAUUUGUAAUAGUGGAUUUGUUAAUACUUUUUACAUAACAUUACUGUUUAAAUUGUAAACAUCAAUUUUUUUCUCAGGAUUAGUUUGGAAAAUAAUCUGAAUUGUCAUCUUAACAGUCAUUACUAGUGUUAUUGCUCAGAAGUUCUUUUCUUGGCAUUCACAAGGUGUAAUAGAACAUUUGAUCUGUUCAAAAGCUGUUCCUCUGAAAGAAAGGUUUAUGGUGGCAAAUGAAGUUUUCAUUUGUGUAAAGUGUACUUGUACUUUGUGUAGACACUGAGCUUGUCAUCUUGGAGAAGUAACCUUCAUCUUGUUUUCUAGAGUGCCAUCGUUUCAGGCAAUGGGAUUUUAUAGCUGCAUCCUCCUCUUGCUCCCCUUAGUGGUCUGCUGACCCUUCCUGGUUUGUUUUUUGUUUUGUUUGGUUUUUUUUAAGAGAUAUAAGGCCUCUUGGGGGCUUUUUGUUUGGUUGACAGUGGUGGUUGUUUUCUUCUUUUUAUUUUUUAAAAAUCCCAAACAACCAAACAACAAAACUUGCUUUAUUGCAUACCUUUGCAUUCCUGGGCUGCUUUAAUCCUAUGCCUCUUCGUUCCUUCCCUUUCUCGGUCUGGGUUUUUUUGUCUUUUAUAUUUUUGCUAACUCCUGUAGGAGAUGAUAACUGUUGAAGCUCUAAGUAAAUUUUACAAUUAAAGUAUGUUUUUCUCA